Closterium sp. Naga37s-1 is the source of this 735-nucleotide messenger RNA. The record is from the annotation of a GenBank genome assembly. Lineage: Eukaryota; Viridiplantae; Streptophyta; Zygnematophyceae; Desmidiales; Closteriaceae.
AUGGAUGGAGGAGAAGGGGGGGGGGGGGGCUGGUGCUGCAGAUCCCCUCCCCCCACUGCUGCACCCGCAGCAGAUGGAUGGAGGAGAAGGGGGGGGGGGGGGGGGGGGGAGGCGGGGGGGGCUGGUGCUGCAGGUCCCCUCCUGCCACCCCCUGAACCUCCAAGCUCCCCCGUACUCUCCCCCCCACACCCGUCGGCAGCAGGGCGCACGGGGCGCACAGGGCAGCAGGGCGCGCAGGGCAGCAGGGCGCGCGGGGCGCGCAGGACAGCAGGGCGCGCGCGGGCAGCCGGCGACGCAGGCUGCAGGGCGCGCGGGCAGCAGGGCGCAUGCGGGCAGCAGGAGACGCGGGCUGCAAGGAAGCAGGGCGCGCUGGGCACGCAGGGCAGCAGGGCGCGCUGGGCAGCAGGGCGCGCGGGGCGCGCAGGGCAACAGGGCGCGUGGGGGCAGCAGGCGACGCAGGCUGCAGGGCGCGCGGGCAGCAGGGCGCAUGCGGGCAGCAGGAGACGCGGGCUGCAGGCGACGCGGGCUGCAGGGAAGCAGGGUGCGCUGGGCGCGCAGGGCAGCAGGGCGCGCUGGGCAGCAGGGCGCGCGGGGCGCGCAGGGCAACAGGGCGCGCGGGGGCAGCAGGCGACGCAGGCUGCAGGGCGCGCAGGCAGCAGGGCGCAUGCGGGCAGCAGGAGACGCGGGCUGCAGGCGACGCGGGCUGCAGGGAAGCAGGGCGCGCUGGGCACGUAG